This is a messenger RNA of Lutzomyia longipalpis, 1943 nucleotides long. Its product is annotated as U-reduvitoxin-Pr11a-like. Lineage: Eukaryota; Metazoa; Arthropoda; Insecta; Diptera; Psychodidae. The transcript is spliced from 4 exons. Gene Ontology annotation, molecular function: peptidase inhibitor activity. The coding region runs from base 1286 to 1813 and encodes 175 amino acids. The record is from RefSeq and is a predicted model, not a curated record.
AUCUCUGGAUCCUGCAAUAUAAGAAUUUUUAGUUUUUCAUUGUAAAAUGAUAAUAGAACUAUUAAAAAAAAUUGUGAAAAUCAUAAAAGAUUAAUAAUCUCCAGAAGAUCAUUUUUGUGUAGGAAAAUUCCAUUACUUCAAGAUCAUCGAAAAAAAAAUUGGAAAACAUUUUCUUUAUAACACAGUAUGAUCGAGAUUUCUAACCUCAAAAACUUUACCUUCAUUUUCUUUCGAAAGAAUAGAUUUUUCAAAGUUUUCUUUCGACGAUCUUGAAGUAAUAAAACCUCCCUACACACCGAUGCAGAAUUUAUGACGAAAUGUUAAAUAGAUUUUAAUUCUAUGGCGAUUGAAAAAAGUCGAAUUGAUCACUUUGGCCAGCAAAACCCUCCUGGGUUAAAAGAAAAUUAAGGUCGAAGCUUUGAGGUUGGAAACAUAGUUCCUAUAAGGGUUAACAAUGAUUUCACGAUUUAUUUAGUUGUUUUCGUCCGUAUAUUAUGCUGUUUUUAUCAGAAUACUAUUUGUCAGGGAAUAUUGAUAAAAUAUCGAUAUUUCUGCAAUCUUGUCUUUAAAUCUUUGUCAUGAAAGGGUUAAUGGAACUCUGAUAUUACUUGUACUACUGAUUUCGGCGAAAUAUGCUGAAACUUAACAAAAAAUAAAUAAAUUAAAGGAAGAUUUUUUUUAAACAAUUCAAUGAUCUUGCAAUAAGCUCUCCGCUGGAAUUUUUUUUCUUAAUUAUUAAGCAAAUAUUUAAUGUGGUACAAAACAUCAUAAAAACAUGAAAAAUAAUAUUUGCUCACUGGAGAAUUGGUUCGCGCAAUUGAAAAUGGGAAUUCCCAUCAUCGUAUUUUAUGUUUAAACGGUUUGACUUUUAAAAAAUAUCUCUCUUCUAGGAACUCAAAAUGUGACAAAUUCUUCCUAUUUCUUCGCAACAUCUUUUGCCUUUUAGACAAAGUGUUUUCAGUCUUUCAAUAAGACAGAGAGAGAGAGAGAGGCAAAUAAGUGUAAAUUCUACGAAUGCAUACUAAAUCGCAAAUAUACUCGAAAAAAGAAAUAUUAUUUACAUACAACAGACACUAUACAAAUUGAUAAGAAAUCAGUUCUGCUAUGAUGAGUGCUUCACCGCACAAGAUUGCUAUAAAGAGAUCUCCUCUGAUCGCUCAAGCUUCAGUUCGUGUCGAUUUCUCAUCAAACGUGUGCGAAAGGAAAUGCUUUUGUUCUUUCAGUUUGUGCUUUGAAAAGUGAAGAAGUUUAGUUUUCUUUUCCUAAUUAAAAAAAAAUAGUUAAAAUGAAAUUCUUGAUUUUGACAAUUUUGAUCCUUGGAGUGUCCCUCUCAAUGGGACAAAUCCUCGAGAAUGAUCCUCAGGGAAGAGCCUGCGUGCCCAGAAGUACAUUCAUGGACAAGGAGGGUUGCAACAGGUGUACCUGUACGAAUGAUGGCGCACGGUAUGCCUGUACAAAGAAAUUCUGUACCUCAUUAGACAUGCAGGGUGAUGAACCACAGAGAUGCACACCGGGAUCAACGUUCAAAGCUGCCGAUGGUUGCAACACGUGUAGGUGCUCUGAUGACGGAAAGAACUCCAUGUGUACCCUGAUGGCAUGCAUUGGGAAUCCAACAGCUGAAAAUGCUCCACUACCCUACCGCAGGAAGCGUGAUGACUCUGAAUGCGUCCCAAAGUCCACCUUUACGGCUGCUGAUGGUUGCAACACGUGCACAUGCUCUGAGAAUGGAAAAUAUGCCUUCUGCACGCGAAUGGAGUGCCCGCCGAAGCAGGUGGCAACACCCUACCGCCGAAGACGUGAUUUGGGUAACUAAACUGCAUGUGGGUGGUGCAUGCACGCUAACAUGGGCCCCCUUGAAAACUGGAAAUAACGAAGCUACCCGGCGUGAAUUUUUCUCUUUAGAACCUUAAGAAUUUGGAAUAAAGAACAAAUUUUGUCCCUUA